This is a messenger RNA of Micromonas commoda, 1059 nucleotides long. RefSeq names its product mitochondrial carrier family. The coding region runs from base 1 to 972 and encodes 323 amino acids. The transcript is spliced from 3 exons. The record is from RefSeq and is a predicted model, not a curated record. Lineage: Eukaryota; Viridiplantae; Chlorophyta; Mamiellophyceae; Mamiellales; Mamiellaceae.
AUGGCGGCGCACGGGUCGUGGGCGACGGGUCCCGACCCAACGCGCGCGUGGCGACACGUGGGUCUGCCCAUCGCCGUGAGCGGCGCGUCCGUCGCGUGCGCCACGGCGUGCACCAACCCGCUCGACGUCCUCAAGGUCCGGCUGCAGGUGAUGGACGGAGCGACGACGCCCGGGAUCGGGGGGUUGGGGAACGGCGCUCAGCCGCGAGCUCGACCGACGGGGAUGGCGGACGCGUUCGCGUCGCUGGUGCGACACGAGGGUCCGCUCGCGCUGUGGAAGGGCCUCACCCCGUCGUUGAUCCGCGCGGUGUGCUACGGCGGCCUCAGGCUCGGGCUCUACCGCCCCAUCACCGUCCUCCGCGAGCGUGGCGGCGGGGGCUCGAUGUCCACCAAGGUCGUCGCGGGAUGCGCGUCCGGCGCCUUCGCCGCCGCGCUCCUCAACCCGACCGAGCUCGUCAAGACCAGGCUCAUGGCCGACGAGCGAGCGAGGGGACGCGGCGAGGGGCCGCCGGGUGGGGGGGCGCGAGUCGGUCCGUAUCAGGUCAUGCGCGCCGUCAUCAACGAGAAGGGCGUCGCCGGACUGUGGCGGGGCAGCGCCAUGAGCAUGACGCGCUCCGCGGUGCUCACCGCGUCGCAGUGCGCCACGUACGACGAGGUCAAGCGCGUCGUGACGCGAUGGACCGGGCUGAGCGACGGCGUCACUGUCCACUUCGUCGCGUCGAUGCUCGCGGGUGCGGUCACCACCACGGCGACGAACCCGGUGGACAUGAUCAAGACGCAGCUGUACAUGGACGCGUUUCGGCCGGGGCUGGCGGGGGCGGCGGAUGCGUUCGUCGCGGUUUGGCGGAGGGACGGACCGCGCGGGCUGAUGCGGGGUUGGGGUGCCAACUACCUGCGCCUGGGGCCCCAGACGGUGAUCACGUUCGUGGCGCUCGAGAAGUUUCGGUCGAUGGCCGGCCUCGACACGCUGUGAGAAGAGACGGGCGGGGGAACUGAAGGUUUUUAAACGCCAACGCUAAUUAGCAAUAAUGCGUAUGUGUUUACGGUUAGGUCACACGCA